This is a messenger RNA of Chaetura pelagica (chimney swift), 1131 nucleotides long. It is a transcript of the gene ACKR2, whose product is annotated as atypical chemokine receptor 2. Gene Ontology annotation, cellular component: membrane. NCBI's taxonomy places the organism in Eukaryota, Metazoa, Chordata, Aves, Apodiformes, Apodidae. The transcript has 4 exons. The record is from RefSeq and is a predicted model, not a curated record. Gene Ontology annotation, biological process: G protein-coupled receptor signaling pathway; chemotaxis; immune response. Gene Ontology annotation, molecular function: chemokine receptor activity. Bases 1 to 1131 code for a protein of 376 amino acids.
AUGGGAACUGCCCACGGUGGAGAAGAAGCUCCUCUACCUGGAAUUGCCUGGAAUGAGGAUUUAAGGAGUUACAGCCAUGGGACAGCAGCAGGCAGCCACUUGUCAAACUCAUCUUCAAAGGUGGCAACAACAACUGGUGCCACCUGGCCGGAUGCUGCCAAUUCGAGUGACUACCCGUACGACUACCUGGAGGAGGAGGAUUACAUGCAGUAUGGCCCCUGCACAAAGGAAGAGGUACUUUCCUUUGGCAGAGUGUUCUUGCCAUCUUUUUACACCGUGGUCUUCCUGGUCGGGUUGGCUGGGAAUGCCCUCCUGUUUAUAGUCCUCAUUCUAACUCUUCCUUUCUGGGCUCUCUACAUUUCUCAGUGGGUGACCUGGGACAUCCUGUGCCCGGUAUUAAAUACCAUGUACACCAUGAAUUUCUACAGUGGUAUCUUCUUGGUGAGCUGCAUGAGCCUGGACAUGUAUCUGCAGAUAGUUCACGCGUGCUCCCCUCGCAGCUCCGUGGCAUGGAGGAAGUCUAUCCUCAUCUUGUUGAUGUUAUGGCUCCUUUCCAUCCUUCUCUCCAUUCCUGAUGGCCUCUUCGCCAGAACAAGGCAAAUCCACAACAAACCCAUCAUGUGCACCCAUGAUUAUGGCCAGAAGCACUUAUUCUGGAAAGUUGUCUUUCGGGUCAUUCAGAACACCCUGGGUUUCUUUUUCCCCUUCCUCUUCAUGGUGUUUUGCUAUUCCCGCAUUGCGUGUGUCCUCACCACGUCUCAGAUGCCUGGGUCAAGGAGAGCACUCUGCUUAGUGGUUGCUCUGGUGAGUGUCUUCUUUAUCCUGUGGUUCCCUUACAACAUUGUCCUCAUUCUUCACUCCCUCCAAGAUGCUGGCAUGAUCAGGAGCUGUGAGAGCAGCAGGCAGUUGGACUAUGCCAUGCAGAUCACGGAGAGCUUGUCCUUUGUCCACUGCUGCCUCAACCCUUUGCUCUAUGCUUUUGUGAAAAAAAGAUUCAGGUUGUAUCUGUGGAAGAUCCCUCGGGCCAUUUUCAGGAGAAGUGCUUUCUUUGACAUCCAGCCCUCAGAGACAAGCCAGUCUUGCAGCAGAUAUGCAGCCGAGAUAGAAAUGUUGAGUAUCACCAAUGCAUGA